AUGGAGAGCCGGCGUCUGUCCUACGGCCGCCGCUUCGGCCCCUCUGUGCCCGUGUACCGGGUGCUCCCCGCCAGCCCCCCGGGCCGGCUCCGGGUGUCCCGCAGCCCCCAGCUGAGUCCCCCCGUGGGUCCCCGCCUGGGCUCGGGCAGGGUGGAUUUCUCGCUGGCCACGGCGCUCAACUCGGAGUUCAGGCAGACGCGAACCAACGAGAAGGUGGAGAUGAUGGAGCUCAACGACCGCUUCGCCAGCUACAUCGAGAAGGUGCGGCUGCUGGAGCAGCAGAACAAGGUGCUGGUGCUGGAGCUGAACCAGGCGCGGGACCAGGAGCCCUCGCGCACGGCUGACAUCUACCAGGAGGAGCUGCGGGACCUGCGGCGCCGCGUGGAGCACUUGGCCAACACCAAGGCCCGCCUGGAGAUGGAGAGGGACAAUCUGGCCGAGGACCUUGGAAGCCUUCAGCAGAAGCUGCAGGACGAGGUGACCCUGAGACUGGAGGCUGAGAGCAACCUAGCUGCCUACAGGCAGGACGUGGACAAUGCUGCCUUGGCUCGCCUGGACCUGGAGCGGCGCGUGGGGACCCUGCAGGACGAGAUUGCCUUCCUCCACAAGGUCCACGAGGAGGAGCUGCGGGAGCUGCAGGAGCAGCUGGCCCGGCAGCGGGUGCACGUCGAGGUGGACGCGAGCAAGCCGGACCUGACGGCCGCCCUGCGUGAUAUCCGCAGCCAGUACGAGGCCGUGGCCGCCAGCAACGUCCAGGAGACCGAGGAGUGGUACAAGUCCAAGUUUGCAGAUCUGACGGACGCGGCCACCCGACAUGCCGAGGCCUUGAGGGUGGCCAAGCAGGAGGCUAACGAGUACCGGCACCAGCUCCAGGCCCUCACCUGUGACCUGGAGGCUUUGCGGGGAUCGAAUGAGUCCCUGGAGAGGCAGCUGCGGGAGCUGGAGCAGCGCUAUGCCCUGGAGACAGCCAGCUAUCAGGACACUGUGGUGCAGCUGGAGGAGAACAUCCACAGCCUUAAGGAGCAGAUGGCCCAGCACCUGCAGGACUACCAGGACCUGCUCAAUGUCAAGCUGGCCCUUGACAUCGAGAUCGCCACGUACCGCAAGCUGCUGGAGGGCGAGGAGAGCAGGAUCACCAUCCCUGUGCAGAGCUUCUCCAACCUGCAAAUCCGAGAGACCAGCCUGGACACCAAAUCUGUGUCAGAAGCCCAUGUGAAGAGGAGCAUCGUAGUCAAAACUGUGGAGACCCGAGAUGGAGAGGUGCUGAAGGAGUCCAAGCAGGAGCACAAGGAGGUGCCGUAA
This is a messenger RNA of Cinclus cinclus, 1302 nucleotides long. It is a transcript of the gene GFAP, whose product is annotated as glial fibrillary acidic protein. The transcript is spliced from 9 exons. Gene Ontology annotation, molecular function: structural constituent of cytoskeleton. NCBI's taxonomy places the organism in Eukaryota, Metazoa, Chordata, Aves, Passeriformes, Cinclidae. Bases 1 to 1302 code for a protein of 433 amino acids. Gene Ontology annotation, biological process: intermediate filament organization; regulation of chaperone-mediated autophagy. The record is from RefSeq and is a predicted model, not a curated record. Gene Ontology annotation, cellular component: intermediate filament; cytoplasm; cell projection.